Molecule: messenger RNA, 1287 nt
Organism: Solanum verrucosum
Lineage: Eukaryota; Viridiplantae; Streptophyta; Magnoliopsida; Solanales; Solanaceae
Product: F-box protein CPR1-like
Exons: 3
Coding region: 1-1287 (428 amino acids)
Molecular function (GO): protein binding
Source: RefSeq, a predicted model, not a curated record
AUGGCGCAGAAAAGGAAGAAUGAUGGAGAAUUAGCAGAGAGUUGGUCUUGUAAGAAACAGAAGACGAAGGGAAAGGCUAAUUUUAUCUUUUCUGCUCUAUUGUCCUUUAUAACCAACAACAAAUUUUUACUUAAAUUAGGGAAGAAGACCCCGCCCUCAAUUCAUCACCUGGACGUUGAUGAUUCGGUCAAGGUUCAGUUUCCGGAGGAAAUACUUGUUAACAUCCUCAGCAGGUUACCUGUGCGGUCUAUUGUUCGAUUCAAAUCCGUUUCCAAAUUUUGGACAACAUUGAUAUUUGAUCCUUAUUUUACAAUGAAGCAUCUCAAUCAUGCCAAGAAUGACCAAGAUUCCCAAAAGCUUCUUAUCUACCAAUGGUGCCCUAAGGAUUAUAUAUACACCCUAUAUUGUUGUCCUUUAUCGCCGAUUCAACUGGUUAAGGAUGUACAAAAACUUAAACUUGAUUGCCCUUCAACCCUUAAACCAAGGCAUUGCAUGAUCCAUUGUUGUUACAAUGACUUAGUUAUUAUCGAGAUUUGUGAUAACAAUCGAUUCAUAUAUCUGUUGUGGAACCCCUCCAUAAGAGAAUCAAUAGUACUCCCCCCUCUAGGAUGUCCCCGGGAUGGAGGUUCUCGUUUUGGUUUGGGUUAUGACUUAAGCAGUGGUGGGUAUAAGAUCAUUCAUAUGCACCAGAACACACAUCGUCCCAAAUAUCCUAAUGAAAUUCUUGCAUUGAAAGGUGGCUCUUGGAGAAGUAUUGAUGAACAUCCUCGUGCCAAUCGCCGUUGGUUUUAUGCCAUGGAUUAUUUGCCAUUUAUACAUGCGGAAUUUCAUUGGAUCGAGGUUUCAAGAAAUUUAUUUGUGGUGUUUUCGUUUAAUAUUUCAAAUGAAGUGUACGGAGAGAUACCUUUGUCAGAGGAAAUAGUAAGCUUGACACCAGGCCCCUACAAUGUUGGCAUUUCUGUGUUGGAAGGAAUGCUUUGUGCUCAUUCUAGGUCCUUUUUUACGGGAAAGUCUACUUUUAAGGUAUGGAUAUUGAAAGAGUAUGGUGUCAAGGAAUCUUGGAUGCCAUUGUUAACUAUAGUAAAAGAUAUUCCAUUUUAUAAUGCCUCACCGAGAUAUAGGUUUUUGGAUGGUGAAGUGUUAUUCUGGUCAAAAUCUGAAUUUGAAUUUGUAAUAAUAUAUGUUUAUGUUGAUGACUUCAACAUCAUUGGAACUCCUGAAGAGCUUUCAAAAGCCGUUAAUUGUUUGAAGAAAGAAUUCGAAAUGAAAGAUCUUGGUAAGAUAUAA